AUGGAUAGAUUAGAGAAUUUGUUUUUUUCAGUUUGGAGAAAUUGCUUUUUAAACAAAGAGAUAUUUAGACAUUUACAACUAUAUAGAUUAAAUAAAAGGGCAUCUGUAUCGUCCAUUGAUGAAUUAAUGAAUCAUAAAUAUAGGGAUUAUAUUUCAAUUUUAUGUUAUAAUUCAAGUCAAAUAUUGGAUAGAGUUGGUAUGAUUCCAUUUUCGGUGACUUCAUUAUACCUAAAUAGCUAUAACGAGGAUAUAAUACCGGGUGUAUCGAUUCCAUCAUCAGUAACCAAACUAUCAAUGCACUGUCGAACAGAGAUAAUAGGGCCUUUUCAAAUUCCCUCAUCAGUUACCGAAUUGUCAUUGCAUAGUUAUAAUCACCCAUUAGUAAAUAAUGUUAUCCCAAACAGUGUAAGAAAACUUUAUUUGGGUGCAUACAAUCAUCCAUUGCAUCCAAAUAAUAUCCCUAGUAGUGUUACAGAUCUAGAAAUGUUUUCGUUUAACCAACCUAUUCUACCAAAUGUUUUACCCAACUCUCUUCUUCGUAUUAAACUAUGGGCAUUCAGUAAACCUCUUAAAGAAGGUUCAAUACCAAAUACAGUUAUCGAGUUUGAUUCAGUCGGACCAAUGUAUGAACAACCGCUUUGGUUAAAGUUAUUUUUAGGUUCAAUUCAUAGAUGUAUUAAAACAUUUGGCUAUCUAAAAAGUAUUUACAAUUAUUUAAAAUCAUAA
This is a messenger RNA of Dictyostelium purpureum, 726 nucleotides long. RefSeq lists its product as uncharacterized. NCBI's taxonomy places the organism in Eukaryota, Evosea, Eumycetozoa, Dictyosteliales, Dictyosteliaceae. Bases 1 to 726 code for a protein of 241 amino acids. The transcript has 2 exons. The record is from RefSeq and is a predicted model, not a curated record.